Molecule: messenger RNA, 3780 nt
Organism: Pseudomyrmex gracilis
Lineage: Eukaryota; Metazoa; Arthropoda; Insecta; Hymenoptera; Formicidae
Product: zinc finger protein 710-like
Exons: 2
Coding region: 695-2182 (495 amino acids)
Biological process (GO): regulation of transcription by RNA polymerase II
Molecular function (GO): DNA-binding transcription factor activity; RNA polymerase II cis-regulatory region sequence-specific DNA binding
Source: RefSeq, a predicted model, not a curated record
UAGUGGGGCGGCGACGAGAGGGGAAUACUUAAGUUAUGAAAAUCCGUGACUUUAAGUUAUGCGGGAAACUUGAGCUAUAUGAGGGGAGAUAUGGACAUUUAAUUUUUUGACAGAUAUAUUGAUUUUAUCAAAAAACGUUCACAUUGUUUUUAAUUGUGCGUCCGAGCCGACAGUUGGCAUUGAUCGUAGUACACGCGUACGUACGUGAACUUUCUACUCUAUCCCGUCUUCGUUCGGGAAGAGAAUCUGUCAGCUUCUCUCUGUGAGCUCGUUUGGAUAGAAACAGCUGAUCUGAUUUUGUCGACGAGAAAACGUCAAAUGUCUUUUAGUUUUGCACAACAAACGAACGAUCGACAUUCCUCCGUGCUCUUCGAGCAUUUUUGCGCUUUUCUUUGAAAGUACGCAAUAAGGGGAUAGAUCGAAAGGUACGCGGAAUAAUUCAGGCUUCAAAAAAAAAAGAAAAAAAAAAAAAAGAAAACGUGAUCGAGUCGUUGCGAAGAGUGACACAAUACUGUCAUCGAUAGGUAAUCUCUCUGUAUAUAACACGUUACGCUCGGAAUCCAGGUUAUGUCGCGAUGUGUGUAUUCGAUGAUCCGAUGUGCGUGCGUACACGAUCGUAUCACGUACACUGUCAUUCACUGAGUAUAAAAUGAGGCGACGCGAUUUAAAAACUGAUAGAAUUUAAAAGAAUUAGAUGAAAUUGAAUGCGAAAAAAAACAUGCCCAAGAGAGCGAAAAAGAGCUCGAGAGACAAGAAAAGCAGGAGUCACAAGAAGAAUAAUCAACACACCACUGCCGAUGAACGAAAGCUGAGAAGCAGCGUCGAGGAGUCUCUCCCGCGCAAGAUCGAGCCUCCGGAAGAAGAGACCCCGGUGAAUCUUUUGUAUCUCGAGAAGGAUCGUGUACUCUCUUCCAAUGUAUCCUCGGAGUUGGAAGAAGAACCGUCUGGGUCCAACGAGGACGACUACAUCAUGCCUCCGGAGGCUAUAAAAAAAGAAGUAGAGGAAUUCUGGAAACAGAGUGCGCAAACAAUUUCCAACAUCAGUCAGAUGAACGGUCGAUGGAAGAUGUUAUUCUUGCAGAAGUUUGAAGCAGGCGAAGCCGAUCAGUCAACGUACGAUGAAAUUGGACAGAGCGCGUCGUCCGAGGGACUCGAACGCAUUCCCAAGAUCGAGGACAUCUCGUACAUCAAUUCAGCAAAGAUCAAAAGAGAUAAGAAAUGGGUGAGGAAGAUGAAUCCUUUGUCUCUGCACUAUACGGAUAAGAAGAGACCUUAUCUAAAAUGCCCGGCGUGCGGCGCGACUUUCUUCAGUCCGAAUACGUAUCAGAGGCAUUUGCUCUCUCAUGUGCACAACACAACGAGAGAGGGAAAUUACAUGUGCAAUUUUUGUAAUUAUUGCAACACGGAGCUCGGAAUGUUGUUUGCUCACUUGACCAAGCAUCAAAACCAAUGCGAAUCAUGCAACGAGAGUUUGCUACGCAAGGACAAUUACGAGAGACAUUAUCAGUGCUCGAUUAUCUGCAAUCGAUUCGACACAAGCCUCAAGCGUGAUCAUCACGGGAUGUUCGUCUGCAUCGUUUGCGACUUGGUCUUUGACCUUUCGGCUCAAUUGGAAAAACACUGGUUCAAACACACCUGCAGGAAACAAAAAUCCUAUCAGUGCAACGAGUGUAGCGGCAUGUACGAGAACAUGGAGACUUUGCGGAAUCACACAUGUCUCAAGUGUCCAAUUUGCGGCGAAGUCUACGAGAGUCUCCAUCGGCUCAAGGUGCACACCAUGUGGACGAAACACAACCUCAAAUGUUCCAUCUGUUCUUACGAAUUUAUUCUCUCAAUGGACCACGAAAAACACAUGGCUCUGCACAGAAAGGUCUAUCAGCCUAUGAAGGAUUACAUGCACUGUCUGCGCGCCGCUGACGGCCAGACGUACCAAUGCAAUCUAUGCGACAAGAUAUUUUACGCCUUGCGGCUCCUUCUCACGCAUCUCAGGGAGGAACACGAUGUAGGAAACGUAAAGGUGGAAGAGGACGACGACAGAAUGGAGGACGACAAUUACGUACUCAAGGGAGAUGCGAUCGAUAUCGUUGUAGUUCCUGACUUUAAGGAUUCCAGCAGCUAUUUUGACACUUGUAACGAACUCGAAUCAUUGCAGGAGGAAACCGAAUAUGAUACGGUAUCGUAAACAGUAAAAUCUCUCUCUCUUCUUCGCGCACGCGCGAACGACAAAGCGAGAUCUGAUCAGUUUUGUGAUGACAAAAGCAACAAGUUUUCUUCUCUAAGCUGUUAGCUUUUACCGUCAACCAGCGUUCUUCCCGAGCGUUCUCAUAUGAUGCUGAAAACUGUACUGUCGAAGGAAACAAAGUGCCGUUCACAAAUUUAUAGACUUACAACUUAUGCAUAAAAUACUAUUUUUUCAGAGUUAUCGUUUGCUUCACACAAUUUUAAUAUCGAGAUUUAUAUACUACAAAACUCGUUAAUUUUACAGAGACCACAUUGCAAUUUCUCUCUUUUUCUGUUGUUUAUUCGUUGAGUAAAAUAUAUGGAGAUGAGAGGGAUAGUAAUACAAUUAUUAAACACAAAUUAUAUUAUAGAAUAGCAAAACUCCCGAAGUACGCUAAUUAUAAAUGAAUAUUUAUAAAUACACCGAUCGAAAUAGUUGAUAUUUUUUCGACAAACUUAUCAGUGGAUUUCAUCCAGUUGCAGAAAAUGGAAUUGUGGCGCGAUGCUACUACCGUCGAAAAAUUUAGGACCGCGUGUAAGAGACGCAUGUCUGUGCGAUUCUGUUAACAAAGGUCGAUUUUGGAACGAACAAUUGAAACAACGCGAUGACACAUUUUUUUAUAUUUCUUAUAAUUUAUUAAAAUAUUAAUGUAAUUGCGUUUAUAUUAAAAAAAUGUAAUUUAUAUAUGUCUCGAGAGAAAAUUUAAGGCUUUAUUUGAAAUUUUUAAAUAUCUCGCAUAUACCCAGAUUUUUUAACGGUAGUGUACAUAUAUGUUUCUCUCUUUUUCCCUUUUCCCUCUCUUCUUUCUCUCCAGGAUAUAAAAGAAAUAUAAAAGAAAUAUAAAUCGAACUUGUAUAAUACGUUUAUACAGUUCCGCCGUGUCGCACGUGACACUCGCCUGACUUCUGUGAGUCUCACAAAUGUGCUGAGAUUUCUUACAAAAUGCAAAGUGAGAAAGAGAGAGAUAUAUGUAUAUGUAUAUCUAUAUAUGGUAUUGGAUCACAAUAGAUUUUUGAAUCUCAUCACAUAUAUUUUAUGUCACAUGUAUGUUACAUAAUAUAUUUUUGUCGUUUUCUUUUUUUUCUCUCUAUCUAUGUUGAAAUAUAUUUAAAAAAAAACCAUGAUUUUUUUACGGAGCUAUCAGUCCUGCUGUAGCUUACAUCGUAGCGGCUCGUCGUCGCUACAAUUUAGCUUGAUAAUUUAUCUCUUUAUUGAUUCUAUUUGUUUUUUGUGAAACAACAUAUCCUACUGAAUUAUGAUUUAUGCAAGAACAUUACGCAGUUUAAGAGAGACACGAUGACAUUCAUAAUAAAUAAUACUCGCGUAAAUUGAUUUAUAUACUUGAAAGAAAUGUCUCGCAGGGGUAAUAUUUACGCAGGUCCUUCGAGAGCUCACAUACACACGUACACACACACACACACACACACGUGCGUCAGAAAAUAUUUUGCAGAGUAUAGUCUAACGUCGUAUAGGCCUACGAUAUCGUAGUUUACAUCGAGAAUUCCAGCUCUGUUAUGUGUGUAUAUUCUCAUUUUGAAAAAUAAAUAUAUUCAUAAAUA